AUGCUAAUAUUUAAAUAUCUUUAAAUUGUCAAACUCGGUCACCACUCUAAAGGCAAAAUAUAUAUCUUAGGUUAUAUUGAUUUAGCUUUAGAUGCCAUUGAUGGCAAUUCUUUACAUUACUGACAGAAUGUUUAAAAAAAAAUCACUUGAAAUUGAAAAGGUAGGCUACCGGUAUCAUACCCCCGUAAGAACCUUUCAGUCUUCCUACUUUGUUUCAUAGUGGUGGCUUUUAUUUCAUAUUAAGCAUAAUAUCAAAUGACCACCGUUCCACCUAGUGGGUAACUAUGGUUACCAUGGUAAAUCUUGGAAAGGGCAGUAAGCGCAAAGUGCGCGUGGCUCCGGGGCGGGUGGCUCGCGGGUCCAUCAUAGAACAGUUACCCAAACGACUGUCCCGCCAGUUACAGCUCCGUCGCUCGUCUUUACUCGCUCUCUCAACACUCACACACUCCGGAACAUCGGAUUCUUUUGUGAAGGUUAGCGGUGUGGUUAUGCGCGUUUCGUGCCUUCUCAGCUCGGUGUUCCAGCACCGCGCCCGGAUGGAAGUGUGUCAUCCGGGGAAAAGCUGCUUUCAGCCAACGAGACACGGUGCACAGCACGCCGCACAGCCUGGACAUCUGCAACUUUCAACAGAAGCGUGUGCCUUUCUAAGAACGCAUGCGGUUUGAGACGCAGAUCUAUGGCCAGACCUAUGCAUCCCAGAGGGAAGGAGAGCCGUGGAAAAUCUGAUAGAGGCCCGUAAAAGCUCAAACCCCAUCAUUUUGCUAUUUCAUUCUGAUCUAAGUGCCGUCAUUCAUGGAUGUGCAAGCAGAGGCGGGUCCGCUGAACGUGCAGACGGUGGAUGAACCACCGGGAGGCGCCACCGAUAUCGUAGCCGCCGCAGAGAUUCAGCUCCAAACGGUGCUAGGGAGCGAUGGCGAGCUCAGUGAGGAUGACCUGCAGUCGGGCGCUGGAGCUCAAACACCGGCAGCGGGUGAUCCGAUCACAGAGAUCGAGAGCGAGGAUGGUGCACGGGCAGGGACGGAAACACCGGCCGAGGACAAGGACAUCGUCGGGCAGAGCGCGGGGAAAUCGGAAACAGUGGGCUCCAGUUGCAGCAACGAGAGCUGCAUCCCGACUCCAGGCUGUCGGAUUUGCUUUCAAGGAGCCGAGCAGGGGGAGCUGCUGAGCCCGUGCCGCUGUGCUGGUUCUGUCCGACAUGCUCAUCAGCAGUGUCUGCUCAAGUGGAUCAGUGAGAAGGGCUCCUGGAGCUGUGAACUCUGCAACUAUAGAUUCAACAUCCUGCCUAUACAUAUCAAACCACCACAACAGUGGCAGACUGUCACCAUGACUCUGGUGGAGAAGGUUCAGGUCAUUGCAGUGUUGCUGGGUGGCAUCUUUCUGUUGGCCAGUGUAUCAUGGCUGCUGUGGUCAGCACUGAGCCCGGAGGCACUAUGGCAACGCAGUGACAUCCUGUUCCAGAUCUGCUAUGGCAUGUAUGCAGUCAUGGACAUUGUGUGUAUCGUGUUACAACCACGGAAAGAAGUCAAGUAA
Messenger RNA from Sinocyclocheilus grahami, 1530 nucleotides. Its product is annotated as E3 ubiquitin-protein ligase MARCH11-like. NCBI's taxonomy places the organism in Eukaryota, Metazoa, Chordata, Actinopteri, Cypriniformes, Cyprinidae. The transcript is spliced from 4 exons. Gene Ontology annotation, biological process: protein ubiquitination. Gene Ontology annotation, molecular function: zinc ion binding; ubiquitin-protein transferase activity. The coding region runs from base 793 to 1530 and encodes 245 amino acids. The record is from RefSeq and is a predicted model, not a curated record.